AUGGAGAUGGCUUCUCGUCCGAGUAUGUGCGUUCUUCUUUUCGCGGCGUUGCUCCUCCCUCUAGCCUGCACCGCGCAAGCUCCUGCGAUGUUCAUCUUUGGCGACUCGACAGUGGACGCCGGCAACAACAACUUCCUGCCAACGUAUGCUCGAGCGAAUCACCGCCCCUACGGCAUGAGCUUCCCGGGCGGCCUUCCCACUGGCAGAUUCACCAACGGCAAGACGGUCCCGGAUUUCAUAGCCCAGAACUUGGGUCUCCCUCUGGUGCCACCUUAUCGCGGGACGAGAUCCUACAGCCGGGGCGUCAACUUCGCGUCUGCUAGCUCCGGGAUCCUGCCCACCACUCGCCUCAACGGUGCUCUCGUCAUGGAUCAACAGCUUGACGACUUCGAAAGGGUGGCGGACGUUCUAUACGCCACGAUGGGGAAUCACGCUGCCUCGCAGUUUUUCGCCAAGUCCAUCUUCUACAUCAGCGUGGGGAACAACGACGUGAACAACUUCUUCCGGAGCAGCACGAACAAGAACAGGCUCACCUCCCUCCCGGCAGACUUCCAGGCGAACUUGCUGGCCAGGUUUGCGCAGCAGAUCACGCGGAUGCACAGCCGCGGCGCAAGGAAGUUCGUGAUCGUCGGGCUGUCGGCGGUAGGAUGCAUCCCCGUGAACCAGAAGAAUGGCCAGUGCGACGAGCACGCGAACGAGGUGUCGGUCAUGUUUAACGCUGCCCUGGACGAGAUGCUGGAUGGAUUGCGCAAGAGCCUGGACGGAGUGGCGAUUGUCAAGCCGGAUUACUAUGGCCUAAUGGUGGAGACGAUGAAGAACCCCAGCAAGUAUGGGUUUAGCAACACUGCUCGGGGGUGCUGCACAGGGAGUAUGUUUUGUGGGGUGAACGCUCCUGCUUGCCUUCGUCCGGAUAGCUACAUGUACUUUGAUGGUAUCCACCACACGCAGAGCCUUUAUAAGAUUGCGGCACAAAGGUGGUGGAGUGGAGGCAAGGGUGAUGUCUUCCCUGUGAACAUUCAACAGCUGGCAGCUAGUCGAGUUUGUGCGAGGCAGCUCUACGUCUUGCACGAAAUCUGCACGUCCGCUGCUCCGCGUGAAGAGGGACUGCAUUCUACAGGAUUCUCACAAGGGUCUUGUGCAGCUGACGCCGGAGGUGCUCAGGCUCUGGUUUUGGAGUUUGUGGGCGAAUCAAGACAUGAUAUGGGUGGAUUAAGACGAGAGUGGUUUCACCUUGUGUUGCGGGAAAUUGGGGAGAAGCUGUUUACCACAGUUGGGGAUGAUCGCUACCAGCCGUAUCCAAGCUUGCAGGAUUAG
This is a messenger RNA of Selaginella moellendorffii, 1314 nucleotides long. RefSeq names its product GDSL esterase/lipase At4g16230. Gene Ontology annotation, molecular function: ubiquitin-protein transferase activity; hydrolase activity, acting on ester bonds. Bases 1 to 1314 code for a protein of 437 amino acids. The record is from RefSeq and is a predicted model, not a curated record. The transcript is spliced from 2 exons. NCBI's taxonomy places the organism in Eukaryota, Viridiplantae, Streptophyta, Lycopodiopsida, Selaginellales, Selaginellaceae.